UGUCAUUUUCUCCCCUUCAAUUCUCUCUCCAGGGCUUCCACUGCACGAUAACUCAUUUAAGGUUGCUUAGCUUUUCCCCACACAACUUUCCCAUUGCCAGACAGUUUAACUUCUUGAGAGAGAUGGGAACACUAAGACCGCGUUUGGCUCUGGGAUUUGCCAUACUUUUAUGUACUUUCUUCUUCAUGUUCCAUGUUCAUGGACAAGAUCACCAUGAUCAGAUUAGAAAAAUCCAAGAUUUUCGUGAUUCUCUUCUCCAAACAGACCCCACCCUUCCUCCAUUGCCAAGCCCUACACCAUCUCCAACUCCAUCUGGUGCACCUUUUCAACCAAGCGUGUAUCAGGUGACAUCGUACGGUGCAGAUCCGACCGGAAAAGAGGACAGCACAGAGGCGGUGAUGAAUGCGAUUACAGAUGCUCUUAAUGGCCCCAGUGAUGGGUCCUUGUUUUCCGGGAUUCAGAAUCUCGGCGGCGCACGGGUUGAUCUUGAAGGUGGGACUUACGUCAUUUCCCGGCCGCUGCAGUUCCCGGUGGUCGGCCGCGGCAAUCUCAUGAUACAUGGUGGAACAUUAAAGGCGUCGGACACUUUCCCGGGGGAUAAAUAUAUCAUCGAUUUAACGGCGCCGUCCGGCGGCGGUCCGGCGUAUAGUUUUGAGUUCAUAACCUUCAGAGACCUAUUAUUGAACUCAAAUUUCAGGGGAGGAGGGAUUCAGGUGGAGAAGUCACUAAGAAUCAGCAUCGAUAAUUGUUACAUUACCCAUUUCACAACAAACGGCAUUUUGGUAAAAAGCGGCCACGAAACCUACAUCAGAAACACCUUCCUAGGCCAGCACAUCACCGCCGGCGGCGAUCCCGGCGAGCGGAGUUUCUCCGGCACGGCGAUCAAUUUAAUGGGGAACGACAACGCUCUCACCGACGUGGUGAUCUUCUCCGCCCAAAUCGGGGUAAUGAUUUCCGGCCAAGCGAAUUUGCUCUCCGGCGUGCAUUGCUACAACAAGGCCACCGGAUUCGGCGGGAUCGGAAUUUACGUAAAACUCCCCGGCAAAACACAGACGAGGAUCGUGAAUUCCUACAUGGAUUACACCGGAAUUGUCGCCGAGGAUCCCGUCCAGCUCCACAUCUCCAACACUUUUUUCCUCGGCGACGCCAACGUUGUACUGAAAUCCGUCAACGGAAUUAUCGCCGGCGUCAACAUCGUCGACAACAUGUUUUCCGGCUCCGGCAAGGGGAUCGGCAUCGUGCAAUUGGACCAGAAAAACAAGGCGUUCGCGGCGAUUGAUGAGGUCGUCGUCGACAGAAAUAACGUACGAGGGAUGAAGGUGAAAUCCACCGUUGGUCGAGGGAGUGUUCAAGGAAACGGAACGAAAUGGACCGUUGAUCUUAACCCGGUUCUUCUCUUCCCUAAUCUUGUGAAGCACGUGCAAUACAGUUUUAGUUCGAGUGAUGAAAACUUAUUUCCCAAACAUGCACUGAGAAGCACGUGGGACAACCGAGUUGUGAUUGAGUCCGACGUGGAAGUGGCGGCGGAGGUUUUCGUCACCGUUGAUCAGAGCAAGUCUUAAUCUAUUAAGGUGACGAUUGAGUUUUAGGGUAAGCCAAAACCAAAAUUGUGUAUAAUCUCAAAGUAUACAUUCUUUGGAAAGACAAUAAAAUAUUUAAUUUAGAGUUCUUUGGAACAUUUAUUUCCAAUCAAGAAGUAUACUCCAAAUUCCAAGAUGUAAAUUUGGAAAUGGUUAUCAGUUCUAAUAAAA
Molecule: messenger RNA, 1751 nt
Organism: Ipomoea triloba (trilobed morning glory)
Lineage: Eukaryota; Viridiplantae; Streptophyta; Magnoliopsida; Solanales; Convolvulaceae
Product: polygalacturonase QRT3
Exons: 3
Coding region: 123-1562 (479 amino acids)
Molecular function (GO): polygalacturonase activity
Source: RefSeq, a predicted model, not a curated record